Messenger RNA from Tripterygium wilfordii, 2191 nucleotides. RefSeq names its product E3 ubiquitin-protein ligase At1g63170-like. NCBI's taxonomy places the organism in Eukaryota, Viridiplantae, Streptophyta, Magnoliopsida, Celastrales, Celastraceae. The record is from RefSeq and is a predicted model, not a curated record. The transcript is spliced from 5 exons. Bases 373 to 1704 code for a protein of 443 amino acids.
AAGCAAUGGAGCUCGAAAGCCGACUCAUCUUUCCUGUAAAGAAAGCGACGAAGCGAUUUUUCCAACGGCGUACGACACCGUUUUAGGCUGCUUCCUUCAUUUCUCAACUCUAAAGUCUAAACCUUUAUCGGCUCUCUUUCGCUCCCAAUCUGCUAUCCGGUACGAACCCCUUCUUCGCUGUCUCUCUGUCAGUAGGUGGAGAUUGUUAGUCGAUCUGCUUCUUGUUGUGCGGAGUAAUUUAAUGUUAUUAAUAUCACUUGACAAGUCCUCGGGCCGAAAGACAGUGGUUUUGACACGUGAUCUUAGCGUGUGAAGGUGAUAGCUUUGUGCUGUUCUAUGCUUCCGUCAGCUUCAAUAACGGUGGUGGACUAGAUGGAUGUUUCCUCGGAAAUACAUUCUGAGAGUCGAACAGAUUCUCAUCCAUUAUUAAUGGAGCGGGCGGAGAACCUUGACAAUAGUGAGCAUAUUGUUAUCGACAUGCCAAGGACUGCUGAUAGUUCAUUGUUGACCGCUUCUCAGGAAAGGACUUCUAAUGUCUUGGAUACAUUGCAACAUGAAGACAGACCUUCAAGUAGUGCAAGAACACCCAUUCAUCAACCUUUAACAUCUUCUUCUAAUAGUUCAAACUCAAGAAACCCUUCAUUCAUCAGGAGACGGGAAACUCGUCGUCGUAGGAGUCCGCUGAAUUCUGGGUUAUGGAUUUCUGUUGAACUAGCUCUUACAGUGAGCCAGAUCAUUGCAGCUGUUGUUGUUUUGUCUUUGUCUAGGCAUGAGAACCCACGGGCUCCAUUAUUUGAAUGGAUGAUUGGUUAUGCAUCUGGAUGUGUUGCGACCCUCCCUCUCCUUUAUUGGCGGUAUCGUCACCGUAAUCUGGUUUCAGGGCAAGACUCGGCACAACCUCGUCAAAGUUCUUCGCAUAUAAACGUUUCUGCGAGACCCUUUUCCCUCUCAGUGACAAGGACUUCAGAGGGGGAAGAUCAUCGGAGUGCUGUUACAUCCCCUAGAGGUGGUCAAGAUUCUGGGGCACUGAAUGCAAGACUCAAGGUGCUGGUGGAAUACUUUAAAAUGGCUCUGGAUUGCUUCUUUGCAGUUUGGUUUGUAGUUGGCAAUGUCUGGAUUUUUGGAGGGCAUUCAUCUGCCUCAGAGGCUCCAAACUUGUAUAGGUUAUGUAUAGUGUUUCUUACUAUAAGCUGUAUCGGGUAUGCCAUGCCUUUCAUCCUGUGUGCCACGAUCUGUUGCUGCCUGCCAUGUAUAAUUUCCAUUCUUGGGUUUAGAGAGGAUCUGGGACAGACCAGAGGUGCCACAGCAGAAUCAAUAGAUGCUUUACCAACAUACAAGUUUAACGUGAAGAAAAAUAGACAUACUGAUGAUAGAGAUGGCAGUUCAAGUGCCGGUGAUGGUGGGUUUGUGGCGGCAGGAACAGAUAAAGAGCGCAUAAUAUCUGGAGAAGAUGCGGCUUGUUGCAUUUGCUUGGCAAAGUAUGCUAACAAUGAUGAGCUGAGGGAGUUGCCUUGUUCACAUUUUUUCCACAAGGAAUGCGUGGAUAAGUGGCUGAAGAUCAACGCCUUGUGCCCUCUCUGCAAGAAUGAGGUUGGUGAAAGCAUUUUGGGUUCGUAUGGCUCCGGCUCCAGCUCCAGCUCCAACUCCAGCCACAGACGUGUUGAGAAUAGGGUGGGCAAUGGCGUAGCCGGCACCAUGUUCUAAUUCUAUUAUACGCACCAAUCCGAGUAUAUGUGCGCGAAGGGCUAGUACCUUGAGGAUCAUUUUUCAGGGGAUGGAUGAAUACAUGGCAGUAGAAUGCUCAUCCCUGCCAUUGUUCCAGUUGAUUUUAUUUCCUCAGGGUGAGCUGUAGCUAUAUAGAUACCACGGCAAUUGCGUUACAAGGUUAUGUUUAAGCUAGGAAUUGUCUUUCAAUGGCGGCAUCAUAUGGUCAUGUGGAGUUUUAGCUACAGGACAAUGUAAAUGGAGUGAGCAAUAAUGAUCUUGUAAUUGCCGAUGAGUUAUCCCAACUAUAGAGUUGUGAUUUCAUGUGUAUCAUUCAUCAUGUUGGAUAUGUGGAGUUCACGAAUUCACUUGAAUCUUGAGAUAAAUAGAUCUUAAUUGUUGUAAUUUUUAUAAUUUUUGUUCGUAGAUUCAUUAAUUAUUCAUUGUUGAAGGUUGUUACACACUGGGUGCUAGCCUAACUGGUUUC